UUAGCAGAAAGUUGAACAUUAAUUUAUCUUAUAUAUAUAUAUAUAUAUUUUGACAGUAAAACACAUGCAUUGGACUUUGAGAUCAUCAUGUCUAAUAAGUCCUCCAAUGAAACUUCUAAUUCUAUUAGUAAACCAACACAACAACCUGAUGUUUCACCUCAAAUCUUGAUACAACUCGUUUCGGAGUUGAGAAAGUACGUCUCUUCUAACAAACCUGAUGUCAGUUGCAACAAAUCUGAAGAGCAACAGAACAGCGACUCCGGUAAAGCUGGCGAUGGGAGGGCCUCGGUACAGGGAUCUUCAUGGUGUAUCUGUGUUCCAAAGCAUGGAAAGGCCAAGAAGGAGGAGACGGGAGUGGAGAAAUCGCCUGGCGAAGGAAGCAAGCCAAAAAAAUCUCCAGAAAUUAUGAUUAAAAAGUUGGAGAGCAAUCUUGAACAAAUGGAAUCUGACUUAACUAAGCUCAAAGGCAAUGAGGAACAUUUUAAGAGAGAGAUUGAAAGUCAUACAGAUCAAAUCAAGGAGCUUUUUAAAAAUAUCAAAGAAGCUCGGUCUUCCCAACUGAAUGGAGAUGGUCAGAAUGAAUCUUCCAUUGCCCACAAGCUCUGGGAGAUCAACAAAAAGAUAAUAAAGUUAAAGCACCGAAUCCCGUCAACGUCUGCAACUACCGGCGCCGCUGACCGCCGUGAUGAAUCCCCGAAGACCGAGGCAGCCGGUACUCAAAUUGCUGUCGAUGAACUUCUGCGCUUAUACACCAGCACGAGCUUUACAGAGAGCUCUUUAUACAAUGAAAUAAAAAAUGUCUAUGAUUAUGAAUUAGACGAAAAAGAGAAGAAUUGUUUGUUGUGUUUUGCAGUGUUCACUGAGAACGAGGAGCUGACUAAGAGGAUGCUGACGUACUGGUGGGCAGGAGAGGCAUAUAUAAUAGAAAACAAACAAGAUAAAAAGACGAUUGAGGAACUUGCUGAGAAAAUCCUCGAAAAAUUCGUGGGGAAACACUUGAUUGAACCAGUGUACAAGAAGCGAUGGCCGACCGCUAAAAGCUACAAGAUGCAGCCCAUCAUUCGGUCUGUCAUUGUUAAACUCGCAAUCGAAAAAAACUAUUUUGCCUACGACGAUAAUGGGAACCUCAAGGCAAGAUCCCCGGAGAGCAAGAAGGUUUGUUUGGUGAAAAAAUUUGAGAAUAAAAAUAAAAUUGAUGAGAAGAAUCAUGCUCUCUCUUCAGAUUCACAAGCACAAACUCUACCAAAGUCAGAAGAUCCGAAGGUUGAGAAGAAUCCUGCUCCCUCUUCGGAUUCGCAAGCACAAGCUCCGCCAAAGUCAGAAGAUCCGAAGGUUGAGCAGAAUCCUGCUCUCUCUUCGGAUUCGCAAGCACAAGCUCCGCCAAAGUCAGAAGAUCCGAAGGUUGAGAAGAGUCCUGCUCCCUCUUCGGAUUCGCAAGCACAAGCUCCACCAAAGUCAGAAGAUUCGAAGGAUGAGCAGAAUCCUGCUCUCUCUUCGGAUUCGCAAGCACAAGCUCCGCCAAAGUCAGAAGAUCAGUAUCCGAAAGGUUGGGAAACAAAACGGAAGACAAUAUUCAACGUGGACGAGCCAUUUCCUGAUCUUCGAUUGAAUUGGUUAGCUAAAGGUAGAGAUAAAAAUCGCAAUACUGAAGAAGAAAAACGCCUCGAAGUAGUAGAGUGGUUAUCGAAAAUGAAAGAUCUCAAAGUUCUUUACUUGGGAACAUGGCGAGCCUCGGGUAAUAAGCAUCAUAUCGAAGUAGAUAGUCCUGACUUCUUGAAAGCUUUGUGGAGUAUGUCGUCUUUAAGGCUUCUUAGUCUUCAGGGCAUCUCUAGAAUCAUUAAGCUAACAGAUUCGAUUAAAGGGCUUACUAGUCUGACAAUCUUAGAUCUUAAAGCUUGUCAUAAUAUGGAGGAGCUUCCCAAAGAAAUAUCAUAUCUUAAAAGCUUAACUCACUUAGAUGUAUCGGACUGUUACAUGAUAGAUCACAUGCCGAGAGAGCUACGUCAUUUGACCAAUCUCCAAGUUUUGAAGGGGUUCGUGGUUGGGAAGGAUAAGCAUUUAAGUGGAAAGUUUUGUGCUUUUGAUGAUUUGGCUCGCAUGAAGAAUCUGACGAAAUUGAGUAUUUUUAUAAGUAGGAAAGAUUUCCCCUCUGGAAAGGAUUUUCAGACUUUUGAAAGUCUUGACGGGCUUAAGAAGUUGAGUUUGUCAUGGGGAGCGGAUAAUGAAACUAAAGGUACAAGUUCUAGUACUACUUCUCCUUCAGGGGAAAAGAAAUGGACUAAAUGUUUUGAUAUAUGGGGUCGUUCUACUCCUUCAGGGGAAAAGAAGUCAAUAGAAGAAAAACUUUCUAAAAAUCUUGAGAAGCUUGAUUUACAAUGUUACCCUCAUGAGAGUACUCCCAGUUGGUUGGUGCCUGGAAAAUUGGCUAACCUGAAGAAGCUCUACAUUAGAGGAGGAAAACUCGGAGGUGAUCUUGGGUACUCGUCGUUCAAGAAUGGGAAUGAGAGCACGAUGAUCGCGUGGAAGUUCGUUGAAACGCUGCGUUUGAAGUUCUUGGCAGGACUGAAGUUGGAUUGGGAAGAAAUGGAAGAGUUCUUUCCUAAGUUGAGUUACUUGGAGAAAAUUGAUUGCCCUUUGGUCACUAUGUGCCCUUGUGAUGCCGAUGGAGUUUGGGUGAAGCCGCCCAAGCUUCCUUCUAGUCAUAACCAGUCUGAUCAUGAGCAAGAGAUCCAGGAACAAGAUGGUAAUCAGGAGCCUCAGCAAUCAAAAUAAGCUAUAGAGGAGUUUUAAUGAAUAUGAUAACAAAAAAAUAAUAGUGGUAAAUUUUAAAUUUCUUUUUUGUUUUGUUUUGUUUUUGUAUCCUGUGCCUUUGAUUUACUUUGGACGAGUUUGUAACUUGGUCAUUUCGGCGUUGUUCAAAAUUUUUUUAAACAAUAAAUGUAUCCCUUUCUUUCUUGUUGUAUUUGAUGUUUGUAAAAUAUAUAUUAUAUUAUAAUAUACAUAAAGACACGCAAUCAUUUUAAC
Molecule: messenger RNA, 3024 nt
Organism: Humulus lupulus (European hop)
Lineage: Eukaryota; Viridiplantae; Streptophyta; Magnoliopsida; Rosales; Cannabaceae
Exons: 1
Coding region: 88-2772 (894 amino acids)
Source: RefSeq, a predicted model, not a curated record